Messenger RNA from Plutella xylostella (diamondback moth), 1872 nucleotides. Its product is annotated as WD repeat-containing protein 46. Gene Ontology annotation, cellular component: 90S preribosome; small-subunit processome; nucleolus. The record is from RefSeq and is a predicted model, not a curated record. NCBI's taxonomy places the organism in Eukaryota, Metazoa, Arthropoda, Insecta, Lepidoptera, Plutellidae. Gene Ontology annotation, biological process: maturation of SSU-rRNA from tricistronic rRNA transcript (SSU-rRNA, 5.8S rRNA, LSU-rRNA). Gene Ontology annotation, molecular function: protein binding.
CGUCAAAACAAACGUGAAUAGUUGUGAUGAGCAUGUGUGACUAUUUUAUUUGAGGUUGUUUUAUUACUUAUUGUUAUAGUGAAUAACUCUAGGGAAAUACCUAAAUACACGAAUUGAAUAUGAAACCAAACAAAGACAAAAGAUAUUUCAGCUCUAACGAGGAAACUGUAGAAAAAAAGGCACUCAGCAAUCAGGAUGUAGAAGUCUACAAUAUUAAAAUCACAAAAGCACUGAAAAAUAAGUUUCAAAACAGGAGUACAAAUAAAAUCCAGAAAAAGGUCAUAGAUAAAAAGGAGAAAAAGAAGAAAUUUCCUGGGAAAGCUCCAAUAAAUCCCAAGAGUCUAGAGAGGCACUCACGCGGGGAGGGCUUUGAGGGAAAGGGGGUGAAACAUCCUUUAUACCUUUUGAAACUAAAGAAAAGGGAAAAUAAGUUCCACUAUGCUCAGGAGCAGGCAGCAAGGGCCGAGAUAUUGCUUGCUGGGGAGCAGGGUUAUGUUGAAGUGGAGGAUGAAGGUAAAACAACAGCAAUAUCACAGAAGAUCAUUGCAGACAGUGUUGACAUAUCAACAGCAACCAAGAUCUUUGAUUUGAACCUCGAUUUUGGACCAUAUAGAGUGAAAUACUCUCGCAAUGGAAGACAUUUAUUGCUGGGAGGCAAAACUGGACAUGUUGCAGCAUUUGACUGGGUUACCAAGAAAUUGCACUGUGAAAUUAAUGUCAUGGAAUCUAUUCAUGAUAUCAGCUGGCUUCAUGUAGAAACAAUGAUGGCAGUGGCCCAAAAGGAAUGGUUGUACAUUUAUGACAAUACCGGAAUUGAACUACACUGUAUUAAAAAAAUGGACAAGAUAUUACGGAUGGAAUUCCUCCCAUACCAUUUCUUAUUAGCUGCUGUGAAUGAAUAUGGCUUCAUGAGUUGGCUAGAUAUUUCUAUUGGUGAAAUAGUUGGACAUUACAAUAACCACUUAGGACGAACAUCUGUAAUGGCGCAGAACCCCUACAAUGCCACUUUAUGCUUAGGAAACUCGAAAGGUGUUGUGUCUCUCUGGUCACCAACAGUAAAAGAUCCUUUAGCAAAGAUACUCUGCCACAAAACUCCACUCACUGCUAUCACAGUUGACACUAAAGGAAUGUACAUGGCCACAGCAGGCACAGACCGCAGCCUGAAAAUCUGGGACAUACGGAACCUAGAUGGGCCUAUUCAGCAUUACAAGCUGAGAUCAGCUCCUGUCGAGCUGGAGUUCUCACAGAAAGACAUGUUGGCUGUUGGCUUGGGAGACGCUGUUGAAAUAUACAAUAACUGCUGCACGCAAACAACAGAGAAACCAUACCUUAGACAUCGUAUGGCUAAAACUAUUAGUAAUUUCAAAUUCUGCCCUUACGAAGAUGUCUUAGGAAUUGGAACCAGCAAAGGAUUUACCAGCAUCAUUGUACCAGGAAGCGGAGAGCCCAACUUCGAUGCCUUGGAAAGCAAUCCCUUCCAAACCAAGAGUCAAAGGAAGGAGGCUGAAGUCAAAGCUCUCCUGGAGAAGAUCCCGCCUGAACUCAUCACUCUCAAUCCGUUUGAAGUCAACGAAGUGGACGUGCGAACUCUUCAGGAGCAGAUGGAAGCCAAGAAGAAACUUUUGUAUCUCAAACCCAAGAAGAUUGACGUCAAACCGAGGCACAAAAACAAAGGCAAAACCAAUAUUGCAAGAAAGAAAAUUAUCAAAGAGGCUUCUAGAAAGGAAUACAUUGAGCAAGCUAUUGAAGGACGAAAUCUGUUGGACUUGCCAGAAAAGGUUGACAAACAAGCCAAGUCAUUUGGUGUUCUCGAUAGAUUCGUUUCUAAGCCAAAAUCUAAGAAAUAAAAGGUUUUCCUAUAUUACUUGUAAA